AUGAAGACUACUCUCAUCCUUCUCUCCAUUGUCGCCAUUGCCGUUAUGGCUCAACCACCACAACAAGGAGGUCAACAAGGUGGACAACAGGGUGGACAACCAGGACAAGGAUCAACUCCAUCCACAAAUGGACAACAAGGAGGUCCACCAGGAGGACAACAAGGUGGCCAACAAGGUGGCCAACAGGGAGGCCAACAGGGAGGCCAGCAAGGAGGACAACAAGGUGGACAAGGACAACCAGGAGGACAAACUGGAGGUCAGGGACAACAAGGAGGUCAACAAGGAGGUCAGCAGGGAGGUAUGGGAGGACAACAAGGAGGUCAACAGGGUGGAAACCAAGGACAAAAUCCUCAAAUGGGAUAA
Messenger RNA from Caenorhabditis remanei, 363 nucleotides. RefSeq lists its product as uncharacterized. The record is from RefSeq and is a predicted model, not a curated record. Lineage: Eukaryota; Metazoa; Nematoda; Chromadorea; Rhabditida; Rhabditidae. The coding region runs from base 1 to 363 and encodes 120 amino acids. The transcript has a single exon.